AUGAGUUAUGAGCAUUGCAUCUCUGGAUACACGAAUUUUAAUGAGAACAUCCAUUAUUUCUAUCAAUUUGCCUACCUAUUCACUGCAAUUUGUAUUAACUACCGUAUCCUCUACGUAAUUUGGGUCUCACAACGACAUUUCUAUAGAAAUCAGUCAUUUUACAAUUUGUACAGCGUUGACUGUUUCACCAGUGUUUUGGCAAUGAGCAAUGAAUUGAUAUUCACUCGAUCUUUUUUGUAUUUCCCACAACUUUGUGUGAGUUUCUCAGAAAUUGUGAAGAACUCUCCUGUUUUUAUGAGGAUCUAUUACUGUCUUUUGUCGUAUUUGAUUGCUAUAAAACCAGUUAUUCAUAUUUUCAUUGCGGUUAAUCGAAUGAGUUGUGUAAUGUUUCCAGUGACUUAUAGUCAGAAUUGGUCUCAAAAACUUCGAAUAAUGCUUAUUGUUAUUUUCUUGGCACCAUUUCUAGUUAUUUGGAACGUUCUUAUCAGUGAUAAUUUUAUUGGUUAUGUUAACGGAGGUUUUGGAAUAAGCUAUACAAGAAGGGUGACAUGGGCUUCACUAUCACUUAUGCAAUUCACCUUAAUAAUUCUAACUGUAUUGAUUACAAUGGUGACAACUACAGUAACAUUUUAUAAAAUGACAACGAUGAAAAAGAGAAUUAAAGCUUCCGAAAGAGCACUGUGUAUAGCAGCUGCAUUAAUAUCUGUCGGAUUUUUACUAGAAGCAAUUACGCAGAGUUUCUUUGCAUUUUUCAAAGAAGCUCCUUGGUUGCUCGAUGUUAUGAACUAUCUACGAUUUGCAACUAUGGAUAUUUUGUUUGUCGGUUCCCCUCUCGUCCUCCUUUUGGUGAGUGAUCAAUUCCGAGGUCACGUGCUCGGUUCAAGAAUCGGAAGAACUCAACGUGUAUCUUCCAUCAAUAAUACUCAUUCUCAUAUUCAUCAUAACACUCAUCAUACUAUGACAAGGUAUUCUUACUUUUUGUGGAAUGUCAACAAAUAG
Caenorhabditis elegans is the source of this 999-nucleotide messenger RNA. It is a transcript of the gene srg-3, whose product is annotated as Serpentine receptor class gamma-3. Gene Ontology annotation, cellular component: membrane. The transcript has 5 exons. The coding region runs from base 1 to 999 and encodes 332 amino acids. The record is from RefSeq and is marked reviewed. Gene Ontology annotation, biological process: sensory perception of chemical stimulus. NCBI's taxonomy places the organism in Eukaryota, Metazoa, Nematoda, Chromadorea, Rhabditida, Rhabditidae. Gene Ontology annotation, molecular function: transmembrane signaling receptor activity.